Penicillium cataractarum is the source of this 744-nucleotide messenger RNA. RefSeq lists its product as uncharacterized. The transcript has a single exon. Gene Ontology annotation, molecular function: kinesin binding. Gene Ontology annotation, biological process: microtubule-based movement. Lineage: Eukaryota; Fungi; Ascomycota; Eurotiomycetes; Eurotiales; Aspergillaceae. Gene Ontology annotation, cellular component: kinesin complex; cytoplasm; membrane-bounded organelle. The record is from RefSeq and is a predicted model, not a curated record. The coding region runs from base 1 to 744 and encodes 247 amino acids.
AUGGGCUCUUCAUCAUCAACAUCCAACGAUCCCAAUAGUCUGGGCAACGCCUAUCGUGACCAGGGCAGACUACCCGAAGCAGAAACAAUGUACAUACAGGCACUGGCCCGGAGAGAGAAGGAACUAGGAGCAGAACACUCCUUGACCCUCGACACCGUCAACAACCUCGGAGUCAUCUAUUGUAAACAGGGCAAGCUAGACCAGGCAUUGCUGAUGUAUAUGCGCGCGCUAGCUGGAAGGACGAACACCCUAGGAGCACAUCACUUCCUCACCCUCGAGACUAUCACCAACGUUGGGAUACUCUAUUGCAUGCAAGGAAGAAUAGGCGAGUCAGAGCACAUCUUCAAGGAACUACUAGCUAUCAGAGAGGAGUCGCUAGGAGCACAUCACAUCCUCACCCUCGAUACUUUGCAGAAUCUCGGAAAUGUAUAUUAUGCUCAACGGAAGCUGGAAGAGGCGCGGCAUUUGUAUAUACGGGCGCUAGUUGGGAAAGAGAAGGUACUGGGGCCGAAUCAUGUCUCCACCCUCGACACUGUCUUCAACCUCGCAAAUGUCUAUUGUGACCAACGCAAGUAUGAACAGGCGGAGCCAAUGUAUUUACGGGCGCUAACUGGGUCUGGGGAGUUGCUCGGACCAAAGCAUCCUUCAACCGUCGAGACAGUCAAGAAGCUUAUGAGCGUGUAUCGCUUUCAGGGAAGGCCAGACAAGGCAAAGCAGUUGGAGCAGAACUGGCUUCACGUGUGA